CGUUUGCAAGAGUCAGGUUAUAUUUCGGACGGACUUUGUUCCAAGUGCGGCCAACCUGAUUCGAUUUUCCACCGUCAGUGGCCACGUGAUGACCCAGAGGUUGCAACGGCCCGCAGCGAAGCCGUUGAGUCUCAUCUGAUCGAGGCUGCCCGUAACUGCCAGCCCUCAGAGCGAUUGUUUUGGUCUCGAUUGAUAAUGGCCCAGCCCGAUGAUGACUCCUUCCCCCCUCGGCGGCGACGGACCCCCUCCUCCAGGAUGCAAGUGGGCAGCCGUUGUCUCUUGAAGAGUUUGUAGAACGGAGUGAGAGCUGCGACUUAGUGGUCGACGGCUCGGCCACCCAGUGCCCAAUUCUAGAGCUCAACCGCGCUGCCUUCGCGGGCGUUUAUUUGGAACCUGGGGACGUUUACCAGGUUCGGACCCGCUUCAUGGCCACCGUGUGGCCAGCGUUGCAUCAAACGCUCCAGGCGGCCGAAAAUUUGGGCCUGGCUACUGCUUGUGCGUUUAGCUCGGGCAUGGGCUCCCCUUUCAGUGAUUGCAAAGGGGCCGUGCGUUUGCAGAAUCUCUCGGACGAGGCGCAGCUGUGCCCGCGGGAAAUGUUUGCAGGUUUCCGCCGUGCUGCGCAGCAAUCUCUUGGAUUUGAUGCCCUGGGGGAGGCGCAGCAUGCGCCCGCCCAUCGGUCGGAUGCUAUCAUACAGGCCCUCCCUCCAGACCAGAAGCGAAUAGCUUUAGCCAGCCAGGACGCUGACCGCCUGGCUAAGUACGCCCUUUCGCUUCAUCCUCAGCUUGCCCCUGCUGAUCUGGAGAUACUGGAUAGGCAGGUGCAGGCCCUUCGAGCGAGUGCGCUGAUGUUCGGGAAGGUGCUCUCUCUUUUUCCUAAGCUGCACUUUGAGAGACCCCCGGGAGAGAAGAGGUUGCCUAGAGUUCCUCCCCCGCCCGAUUGGCAUGAUUGGGACGAGCUCAGUGGGAUCUCAUUCGAGGGCGAGUCCCGCCCGAUGAAUGGUUGUGCUGGUUUGUCCACGGCCCUGAGGCGCCUCCAGGGUGCUGAGACCGAGCGGCAACAUAAGUUGGGUUUUGCCAUCCUGCACAAGACCCAAAGACCGCUGUUUUUCUGUUUUGCCUGCGGAGCGUACACCAGCAGGCGAUGCCACUUGCUAGGUCAGACCUGUUGCAAGAAUUUGAGCACUGCGGGAGAACAGGUGCUCACACGUGUUCAGGCUGGCCUCCACCCUCACUACAGAAAGAAUCCUGAGGGUGAUGACUCGCUGGCGCCUGCUAGAGCGCCGUCGAAGUCGGUGCUUCUUGCCCCAUCCAGGCCCUCUUGGUGCUGGGUCGUCUCGUUUGGUCGAUUCUGACCGUUUGCGAGCGCUGGCAGCCCGAAUUCAGGCCAAGGAGGAGGCAUCCAGGCGAUAGCUGCUGCCUUUGAAGCUGACGUUCUGCCGCAAGGUCGUCCCGUCCUCCUCCAGCCACAAUCUGGUCAAAAGCUGUCCCUGGACCUCUCCCAUGCCCCACCC
Messenger RNA from Prorocentrum cordatum, 1511 nucleotides. The record is from the annotation of a GenBank genome assembly. NCBI's taxonomy places the organism in Eukaryota, Dinophyceae, Prorocentrales, Prorocentraceae.